Trematosphaeria pertusa is the source of this 697-nucleotide messenger RNA. RefSeq lists its product as uncharacterized. The record is from RefSeq and is a predicted model, not a curated record. The coding region runs from base 77 to 697 and encodes 206 amino acids. NCBI's taxonomy places the organism in Eukaryota, Fungi, Ascomycota, Dothideomycetes, Pleosporales, Trematosphaeriaceae. The transcript has 3 exons.
UUAAUACCUUCAUACUUUCACUUCGUUGCUUUAUCCAUCCUGUCAAGCAAGUACGUUUCGAGAAAUCUUUAAAACAAUGGCAACUGUUGUGGCAAGCUAUCUGGGCGAAGGGUCCUUUGCAAGGCCUCUGGUUCUGAGAGACUUGGAAAGAAGUCGCACUGCCUACAAUGCUCUUCCAGACGACGCCGCACAGCCACCAGUUGCUGAUGAGCACAUCAAGAACCUUGCGGCGCUGUUCGUCCGCCACAAUGCCCAUAAUACCCUUGGAGUUCACCUGAUCCAUGGCCAUUUCCAGAUCCCGGAGAAUACGAUCAUGCUCGGGAAGAACUUCGAAAACCCAUGCGGCCGCUGGACCAACCCGACCGACGUCAGCACCUUCAAUCCUAGUGCUGUUCAUGGACAUAUCUUUGUUCUCAAAGACAACGAGUUUCUUGCGUACAAGUAUCAGGAUGGAUCGAUGCCUGAUCUUUCGGCUGUUGGACAUGGUUUCAUCACUAAAUUCGUUCACUACAUUACAAGCAACAAUCUUACCGACCUUAUUGGCCUUCAGAUACUCAUGGACGAGCGUGUGCGUCCAAUGACUCAUGCCGCGAUGACAUCGGGCAACCACAAGGUGUUCAAUGCUGGGAAACCGUUGCCCAAAUUGGAGAAUGUCCAUGACCUGAAGCAAGCUCUUGCCGAUGUCGGCGUCCUCUGA